GGGGCGCACUGCCGGGAGCCUCCUCUGCGGACAGGGGUGCCCGAGCCCGGGGAGUCUCUCGCUGAGGACAGGGCGCACGAGCCCCGGGGACCCCCGCUGAGGACAGGGGCGCCCGUGCCCAAGGAGCCCCCCGCUGAGGACAGGGGCGCACGAACCCCGGGGGACCCCCGCUGAGGACAGGGGCGCCCGUGCCCCAGGAGCCCCCCGCUGAGGACAGGGGCGCCCGUGCCCCAGGAGCCCCCCGCUGAGGACAGGGGCGCCCGUGCCCAAGGAGCCCCGGCUGAGGACAGGGGCGCAGGAACCGGGGAGCCCCCGCCGCGGACGGGGCGCCCCGCCAUGCCGCCCGGCAAGGUGCUGCAGCCGGUGCUGAAGAUGAAGGUGGACGAGCUGUUCCUGCGCUGGCUGAGCGAGGCGAGCACGCAGCGGACGCUGCACGACUGCCUGCGGCGCAUCCAGGCGCCCGCGCGGCCCGAGCGGGGCGCGGGGGACGCGGGGCCCGCGCCCGCCCCGCCCGCCCGCGCGCCCGACGCCCCCGGCGCGCUGCCCCUGGGCGCCCCCGCCAGCCCCAGGACCGGGCCGCACGCGCGGGGGGCGCGGAGAUCGGCCGCGAGCAGAGCCGUGCAGACCCGCCAGCAGGAGCCGCUGCCGCCCGCCGGCAGCCAGAGCAUCCCCGCCUUCUACUUCCCGGGGCGGCCGAAGGACGCGGCCAGCGUGGACGCCGCCAUCGCCAGGGUCGAGCGGGCCUUCGCGCAGUUCCCGCAGGAGCGCGCCGCCAUGGAGGAUGGCCUCGUGGCCAAGGCCUGCGGCUGCCCCCUCUACUGGAAGGGGCCGCUGUUCUGCGCGGCGGGCGGCGAGCGCACGGGCUGCGUGUCGGUGCACAAGUUCGUGGCCAUGUGGAGGAAGGUCCUGCACACCUGCCACGACGACGCCGCCAGGUUCGUGCACCUGCUCAUGAGCCCCGGCUGCAACUACCUGGUGCAGGAGGACUUCGUGCCGUUCCUGCAGGACGUGGUCAACACGCACCCCGGCCUGUCCUUCCUGAAGGAGGCGUCCGAGUUCCACUCGCGCUACAUCACCACGGUCAUCCAGAGGAUCUUCUACACGGUCAACAGGUCGUGGUCGGGGCGGAUCACCUGCACGGAGCUGCGCAGGAGCACCUUCCUGCAGAACGUGGCGCUGCUGGAGGAGGAGCCGGACAUCAACCAGCUGACCGAGUUCUUCUCCUACGAGCACUUCUACGUCAUCUACUGCAAGUUCUGGGAGCUGGACACUGACCACGACCUGUUCAUUGACGCGCAGGACCUGGCGCGCCACGGCGACCACGCCAUCUCCUCCAGGAUGAUCGAGAGGGUGUUCUCCGGCGCCGUGACGCGGGGCCGGAAGGUGCAGAAGGAGGGGAGGCUGAGCUACGCCGACUUCGUGUGGUUCCUCAUCUCCGAGGAGGACAAGAAGACCCCCACCAGCAUCGAGUACUGGUUCCGCUGCAUGGACCUGGACGGGGACGGGGCGCUGUCCAUGUUCGAGCUGCAGUACUUCUACGAGGAGCAGUGCCGCCGGCUGGACAGCAUGGCCAUCGAGGCCCUGCCCUUCGGGGACUGCCUGUGCCAGAUGCUGGACCUGGUCAAGCCCGAGAGCGAAGGGAAGAUCACGCUGCGCGACCUGAAGCGCUGCCGGCUGGCGCACGUGUUCUUCGACACCUUCUUCAACAUCGAGAAGUACCUGGACCACGAGCAGAGGGAGCAGGCCUCCCUGCUCAGGGAGGGCGACGGCGACGGCCCCGAGCUCUCGGACUGGGAGCGCUACGCCGCGGAGGAGUACGACAUCCUGGUGGCCGAGGAGGCGGCCGGGGAGCCGUGGGACGACGGGUACGAGGCGGAGCCGAGCCCGGUGGACACGCUGAGCGGGCUGCGGUCCCCGCUGGCCCAGAGGCCCUUCUUGGAGCUGCCCGGCGCCCUGGGCGACGUGGACCUGUUCGAGUACGACAGCGCGGACGAGGACCUGCCGCCCUGAGCGGCGCGCGGCGCCAG
Messenger RNA from Talpa occidentalis (Iberian mole), 2027 nucleotides. RefSeq names its product protein phosphatase 2 regulatory subunit B''beta (gene PPP2R3B). Lineage: Eukaryota; Metazoa; Chordata; Mammalia; Eulipotyphla; Talpidae. Gene Ontology annotation, cellular component: protein phosphatase type 2A complex. Gene Ontology annotation, biological process: protein dephosphorylation. Gene Ontology annotation, molecular function: calcium ion binding; protein phosphatase regulator activity. The record is from RefSeq and is a predicted model, not a curated record.